Nestor notabilis (Kea) is the source of this 592-nucleotide messenger RNA. It is a transcript of the gene CDK5, whose product is annotated as cyclin-dependent kinase 5. Gene Ontology annotation, cellular component: cytoplasm; nucleus. Lineage: Eukaryota; Metazoa; Chordata; Aves; Psittaciformes; Psittacidae. The annotation marks the transcript as partial. The record is from RefSeq and is a predicted model, not a curated record. The transcript is spliced from 8 exons. Gene Ontology annotation, biological process: protein phosphorylation; synaptic vesicle transport; neuron apoptotic process. Gene Ontology annotation, molecular function: ATP binding; cyclin-dependent protein serine/threonine kinase activity.
GCUCCAUGAUGUCCUGCACAGUGACAAGAAGCUCACCCUGGUCUUUGAGUUCUGCGACCAGGACCUGAAGAAGUAUUUUGACAGCUGCAAUGGGGAUCUGGACCCAGAGAUCGUCAAGGUGUGUCCAGGGGUGCUCUUGAAGGGCCUCGCAUUCUGCCACAGCCGCAACGUCCUGCACCGAGACCUCAAACCCCAGAACCUGCUCAUAAACAGGAAUGGGGAGCUCAAACUGGCUGACUUUGGCCUGGCUCGAGCCUUCGGCUGUCACGCGGCAGAGGUCGUCACGCUGUGGUAUCGGCCCCCAGAUGUGCUCUUUGGCGCCAAGCUCUACUCCACUUCCAUCGAUAUGUGGUCAGCCGGCUGCAUCUUUGCAGAGCUGGCCAAUGCGGGGCGGCCCCUGUUCCCGGGGAACGAUGUGGAUGACCAGCUGAAAAGGAUUUUCCGGCUGCUGGGAACCCCCACAGAGGAGCAGUGGCCGGCCAUGGCCAAGCUGCCAGACUACAAGAACCUGUUGAAGUGCAACCCAGUGCAGCGGAUAUCAGCAGAGGAGGCUCUCCAGCACCCCUACUUCACAGACUUCUGUCCCCCAUAA